GUUUAUGGACUUUGACAGACACGUGAGCUGCUGACGUCAUCAGGAGUCAGGCAGACAUGAUGGCGGCGGGUUACGUCCAGAAGGUGGUGUUUGAACAUGACGGCGUCUUCAUUCGUCCUAAUGGAGAUGAGGACAGCAUGGAGCAGGACGUCCUGAUCUCAGGGACACUGCGCAUCGUGGACAAGGAUGGUGACAUCAUGGUGGACUACAGACCUCUGGAGGACACUGUGGACAUGUUCAACAUGCAGUGUGCUGGAAAGGACUCGAGCUCGGUGGUGCAGUGGUCUCAAGGUCCAGCUGACAGGACACAGCAGUUAGAGACGCAGCACAGCUACGAGACCGAGUGGGACAUGGUCAACGCGGUGUCCUUCAAAAAGAAGCCCUGGGUCAACGGAGACGGCUCUCUGAACCACAGCCACGAGAGGAGCAGGUGGGUGCUGACCGUCAGCAUCAGUGACCUCAGGUCCGUCACUGUGAGGACUCAGGGUUGGAGCGUCCUCACCUUCAAACUGAAGGAUUGCUCCACCAACUUGCCUGCUCUGCACUUCCACCAGGGUGGCAGCAGAGAGUUCCUGGACAGCCUGAGAAGAUUUGCUCUGCUCACUGAGUGUCCAGAUGAUGAUCAGUGUCUAAUGGUCAACACUCCAAACAAAGCUCUGUCUCAGUCCUUCGAAAACCUUCUGGACGACAACAACUUCGGCAUCAUUCAUCAGAAGUUGAGGAAAGAUCCAUACGUGACGACACUCGGCGGCUUCUCCAAAGUCACCAACUACAUUUUUGAUGCUUUCCGGGGGACAGAGGAGCAGCACCAGCGCCCCCCGGAGGAAGUGCCUGACCUGCUGGGUGAAGUAAUUCCAGGACUGGAGAUCAACCAGCAGGCGGAGCCGGGCUUUGAGGUCAUCACCAGGAUCGAUCUGGGGGUGCGGCCUCAGGUGAUGAGGGCGGAGCCUCUGUCUAUGGAGGACUGGAUCAAACACCAGGACUUAGAUGGAAGUAUGGUCCGGACCAAUCAGCUGAAACAGAACAUCUUCAGAGGGGGACUCAGUCAUGCAGUGAGGAAAGAGGCCUGGAAGUUUCUGUUGGGUUAUUUUCCUUGGGACAGUUCACUGGAGGACAGGAAGUUUCUGCAGAGACAAAAGACAGAUGAGUACUUCAGGAUGAAGCUGCAGUGGAAGUCGGUGAGUGAGGAGCAGGAGAAGAGGAACUCCAGACUCAGAGACUACAGGAGUCUCAUCGAGAAAGACGUGAACAGAACAGACAGAACAAACCGAUUCUAUGAAGGUAUCGACAACCCGGGCCUUGUUCUGCUCCACGACAUCCUGAUGACCUACUGCAUGUAUGACUUCGACCUGGGUUAUGUUCAGGGCAUGAGUGACCUGCUGUCGCCAAUUCUCUACGUGAUGGAGAACGAGGUGGACGCAUUCUGGUGCUUUGUGUCCUUCAUGGACCAGGUGCACCAGAACUUUGAGGAGCAGAUGCAGGGGAUGAAGACUCAGCUGAUUCACCUCAGUUCUCUGCUGCGACUGUUGGACGUGUCCUUCUGGAACUACCUCGAGUCUCAAGACUCAGGGUUCCUGUACUUCUGUUUCCGUUGGCUGUUGAUCAGAUUCAAGAGGGAACUCAGUUUCCAGGAUGUCCUGCGGCUCUGGGAGGUGAUGUGGACUGCUCUUCCAUGUCAGAACUUCCACCUGCUCAUCUGCUGUUCCAUCCUGGAUUCAGAGAAACGCAAGAUCAUGGAGGAGAACUAUGGCUUCAACGAGAUCCUCAAACACAUCAACGAGCUCUCGAUGAAACUGGACAUUGAGGAGAUUCUUCAGAAAGCAGAGGGAAUCAGUCUGCAGCUGAGGAGCUGUAAGGAUCUGCCCGACUCCAUCACAGACAUUCUGGGCUUCAGUGCAGAAGAAUGUGGUUCUGACCUGAGAGACGCCGGUUCUCCUGCUCCACUUACUGCUCCUCCCUCAGUAUCACAGCGACAGGACACGUGUUCCAAUGUCCAAGGACACUUGAGGGACUCGAGUUCACACAACAAAGUUGCCUUCAUUUCGUAGUGAAGAGACAGACUGAGUCACGACGGCGAGUGCUGACUCCUCCCACUUCCUCCGGCAGAGAAUAAUCUUAUUUUUGUAAUUCCUGCAUCUUCGUCAUUCCGUCAUUGAUGAUUCUAAAGAAGCCACAGAGGGGCGCCACUGAGUCAGGAGCUGUGAUCAGCAGUCGAUCAGCUGUUAACAUCUGCCCUGAUCUGAUCACAUGUUCAACUCUGAAGUCUCCACCUCCAUCCUGAGUUACAGACUCCGCCUCCUUGCUGAUGUCAUCCUGUAAACUGUCAUCCAUGAUUCACUCACUCACACACACACACACACACAGGUAUGGUGACAGUGUUGAUCAAAAUAAAGGGGCAGGGACUUUAGAGGUGAUCACAUGAUCACAGGAGAAACACCCAGGUGUGAAGAGUUGAACAUGUGAUCACUGAGGGCAACGACCAGGUCACUGACCCUCUGGUGUUGACGUGACUGAUGAUGUCAUCAUCUGUGUGACCCUGGUUCUCUGAGUGGACACACCCACACUGGGAGCCGGUGGGUGGGGCUUCAGACCUGCAGGUUGUUGAUUUGUCUCUUCUCAGUAUUAAUCCUGUGUGAGGACACUGCUGCAUUCUGGGAAAUGAGCCUGUCACGCCAAUCAAAGUUACAGCGAACAGGAAGCUGCACGCGUGUGGCUCUUUCACAAUAAAAGUGUUUAAAAGGGUUCUCUGACCUUUCAGACAGUGUCACCAUGGAAACCAAGUUCAACAGUGAAGGUUUUUAGAUUUUCAGAUUUAUAAACCCCGCCCCCAGCGCCACUGUCCGUAUCCUCUGUUUGAAAUAAAGUUGGUGCACUUUUCCUAA
Messenger RNA from Solea solea (common sole), 2882 nucleotides. RefSeq names its product TBC1 domain family, member 15 (gene tbc1d15). Gene Ontology annotation, molecular function: GTPase activator activity. Gene Ontology annotation, biological process: activation of GTPase activity. Lineage: Eukaryota; Metazoa; Chordata; Actinopteri; Pleuronectiformes; Soleidae. The transcript is spliced from 17 exons. The record is from RefSeq and is a predicted model, not a curated record. Bases 57 to 2048 code for a protein of 663 amino acids.